This is a messenger RNA of Trachemys scripta elegans, 4186 nucleotides long. RefSeq names its product hepatocyte nuclear factor 4-beta-like. The transcript is spliced from 12 exons. Gene Ontology annotation, biological process: anatomical structure development; cell differentiation; positive regulation of transcription by RNA polymerase II. Gene Ontology annotation, cellular component: nucleus. The coding region runs from base 235 to 1650 and encodes 471 amino acids. The record is from RefSeq and is a predicted model, not a curated record. Gene Ontology annotation, molecular function: RNA polymerase II cis-regulatory region sequence-specific DNA binding; nuclear steroid receptor activity; zinc ion binding. Lineage: Eukaryota; Metazoa; Chordata; Testudines; Emydidae.
AGAGAGAGAGAGGUAAAGACUGGACCUCUUCCCCUCCAGCCUUCUCUUGGCACUGGGAGGGGACUGUGGGGGAGCUAGGUAAUGAUUUGUCACUCCAAGGUCUUGGGGUUGUCUCUCUUUGCAAAGGAAACCUUGGCCAUGAUUGACAGCAGGGCUGUUUUGGCCUGUUCCAUUGCUGUUGACAAGUAAUAAUGAAGCUUUGUCAAGCCAUAAUGGAUAUGGAUAUGCCAGAUUAUGUCGAAUCCCUGGACUCCUCUUACACCAUGCUGGAGUUUGAAAACCUGCGGGUGCUGCCAACUAACACUGAGCCACGUUACCUCCUGCUCACCCAGCUGCAGAAUGGGUACCUGUUCCAUAAGGUUAGGGAAGUCAAAGUUGGUUAGACAUGAUGAAGCCAUACCAGCAGAGUCGACAAAUGCCAGCCUGCUAGCCAAUGGCAUCAGCUCCUUGUGCUCCAUCUGUGGGGAUCGAGCCACUGGGAAACAUUAUGGGGCUUCCAGCUGCGAUGGCUGCAAAGGGUUCUUCAGAAGAAGUGUCCGCAAGAAUCACGUCUAUUCGUGCAGGUUCAGCAGACAGUGCGUGAUAGACAAAGACAAGAGAAACCAAUGCAGGUACUGCCGUCUGAAGAAGUGUUUCAGGGCCGGGAUGAAGAAAGAAGCUGUGCAGAAUGAACGGGACAGGAUUAGUAUUCGCAGGAGUAGCUACGAGGACAAUGGAUCCCUGUCAAUCACUGUACUGACCCAGGCUGAGGCGAUGGCACAGCAGUACUCAGCUCUGAGUCCAGUGCACAGUGCUGAUAUUGCGAUGAAGAAGGUUGCAACCAUCAAUGAUGUGUGUGAGUCCAUGAAACAGCAGCUUUUAGCCCUUGUCGAAUGGGCGAAAUAUAUCCCAGCAUUCUGUGAACUUCCACUGGAUGACCAGGUUGUCUUGCUAAGAGCCCAUGCAGGAGAGCACCUACUCCUGGGAGUUGCUAAACGGUCAAUACCAUAUACAGAUUUUCUAUUAUUAGGAAAUGAUUUCAUCAUUCCAAUGCACUGCCCAGAACUGGAGAUUGCUCGCGUAGCCAUUCGAAUCCUGGAUGAGUUGGUAAAGCCCUUACGUGACAUCCAGGUUGAUGACAAUGAGUAUGCGUGCCUCAAAGCAAUCAUAUUUUUUGACCCGGACUGUAAAGGCCUGAGUGAGCCUGGGAAGGUGAAGAACAUGCGAUUCCAGGUGCAGGUCAACCUGGAGGAUUACAUCAACGACCGGCAGUACGACUCUCGAGGGCGGUUCAGCGACAUUCUUCUCCUCCUGCCGCCCCUCCAGAGCAUCACCUGGCAAAUGAUAGAGCAGGUCCAAUUCAUGAAACUCUUUGGCGUGGCGAGGAUUGACAGCUUGCUGCAAGAAAUGCUUCUGGGAGGAACCACUCUUGAUGUACAGUACCAAUCAGGACCUUCCAACCUCGACCUGGAACCUCUGCCAGGACACGCAGCUUUAACAAACAUGAGUUCUGUGAUUCACACAGUUCCAAACCCAUCUCCAGAAACAUCCCUUCCUUCUCCGUCUACCAGCACAGGAAGCGAAGACUACAAACUAGGCCCAACCGCAGGGCCAGAGGCCGUUGUGAAAAUACUGCCUCAGACCAUCGUACCCAAGCAAGAGAUUUUAUAAGGGACAGGAAAAGAAGCCAACAGCAAUACCCAAUGUCCCUAUGUAAAGUUAAACCAUCCCUGCUUUCUGCCAUGGCAAUGCCCAGCAAUUGCCUGCUUAUAACGAGAUCUGAUGACACCCUUUCCUGUCAGUGAUUAAAAUGGCACUGUCAUUAGACGGUGGCUCACCAAUGUUCUCUAUCAUCACCCUCUUUACUGGAGCAGCCUGGACUUGAAGCUGCUGUUCAUUUUAGAACCACCAAAGCUGUAAGCUCGUUGGAGCAGGGACUUCUUACUUCAUGUUUGUACAGCACUGGGGGGCUCUGACUACAGAAAUAUAAAUAAGUAUCUCAUUAGCAAUCAACAAUAGCUAUAUGAGCAUGCUAUACCUCAAAUAGAAACAGACCUUCUCACACUGCCUAUUAAAAGUUGAAGUAUAUGCCCAUCACUCCUGCUGUCCUUCAAGCUAAAUCUACAAAGCCUGUCUGAAGCAUAGAUCAGAGAUGCUCUUUAUAACCUACAGGAGAUUAUGGCUUCCUUAUGCCACACAGACCUGGUAUUGUACAAGAUUUUUAUGCUGUUAUUUACUAACAUAUAAUGCUGUGGAUUAUGAGUCACGGACCUUAAAUUUAGAUUAACCUGUGCUUAGGGCUGUUCAGGUUUCAAGAAUUGUUAUAUUUUAAUAGCUGAAGCCCAUAUUUGGUCUGUGCUAAACAUCCUGGGAAGGAGUGUUCUUUAUUCUGAUUCUAACAAACUUGCUGUACUAUGCAGGAGGCAGUAUUUGUUUAUAUAUCUGGAACCCAGCUACCGCAUUUCGAUACUUCCAUUAGGGCUUUUAUAAAUCUAAUGUGUUGGUAGGAGAGCUGAUCAUGACAUUGUAGGUAAUACUUGGGAACAACGCAACUGCUAAUAAGUAUAAGGAACCAACAAAAUAGGCUUGCCAAAAUAUUUGCUUGUACUAUGCACAUGCAAACAUCUUGGCUUCAUACUGUAUCUGGAAAAGUGACAGUUUUAAAACAUGAAGAUCCUUUCCCUAGCACGUAGAUAUAUAGUUUUGCUGUAGCUUCAUGGAGCAAAGAGUACACAAACAUCCUUUAAAAACAAAAACAACAACAAAAAAACUUCACAGCCCUGAAUUAUAGACUUUUUAUAUAUAUUAUAUUAUAUAUAUAAAUAUAUAUAAUAAUAUAAAUAUAAAAAGCAACUCUCCCAAGGAUCUGUCACUGAGCUAUAUAUUUUGAAAAAAUGUUAUUCUGUGCUAUUACAUCAUGGGGUAUCACGGUACUAAAUGUGUAAUUCCUAAGUUAGCCAGGCUCCAACUACUUCAAAUAACCAAUGUAUACAACAAAAGUAUUCUUAAAAAGCAGCCAAACACGACCUUAGUUGGCUGCCUACAUUGAUCAACAGUACAUUAAAGACCACUAACCGUAACCCUGUUUUUGUUUUUUACAUAGACAAAAGUUCACUGAACUUUUAACAGGCUUUUGGAGGAAUAGGAAUAAGCUCACAGUUGAAAAGAAUGAACUUGUUAUUAAUACUGCUGUCUUCCAACAGCAACUAGUUCCCCCACUUUAAUGAUUUGUGAGUCUUUUCCAGUGUUGCACAAAGACGGAUACUUAAGGGUUGAAUUUCUGCUAUGAACCCAAUUUGUAAUAUAACAGUAUAUGUACUUUUUGUUCCUCAAAUUUGCACUCUGUGAAAUUGCCUUCGAUGCCAAUAAGCUAGAAGAAUAUUUUGAUUUUAGUUUGUGCAAACAACCAACCUUUCAGUAUAAAAGAUGCAUUGCGUACAAACAUAGCAUUAUGUACUUCCAUUCCCCUCUCUUCCCCCAUGUACACAGAGCUCAUGUAUUGAUAAUGAAUGAAAUGUAGCUAAAUAUAAAUCUAUCAAGUGAGCAAGUUCCAUUCUUUGAAGAUUGUUAAUAUGGCAAUGUAUAAACAAAGCUCAGAUGGAAAGGCUCCACAUUCUGAUUUACUUUGUUUCUGCGAAUCAUUUUAGUAGCAAGUUGCUCAAGUUUCUGCACUGAUUUUCCUGAGCUUUCGCUAAAGAUUUUCACCCAAAGCAUAUAAAGGUUAGAGAAACAAACUGAUACUGGUAAGCAUGCAAGUAAUAUAUGCCAACCUGUUUAAUUGGACAUAGCCACAAAGUCACGCUAUAGCUUAUAAGCAUUGUGUAAUUAGCACUUCAUCGCUCAAUAGGAUGGAGGGGAAUAUUUUGCUAUGGCAACAUACUGAUAUUUGAUCUUAUAAAUACAUUUAAAGAAGAUAUCACAUUAAAUCUUUGCAAAUUGGUUGUUAGCAUCUCAUUACUAAAAACACUGUUCUUAUCUGUUAAAAAAAACCACUGCUCAGGGUUGGAAUGAUUUUUCACAAGGAAACACCCUCUUUGGCCUUUCCACACACCCCCUUCCCCCCACUUACCAAGAGCACAGGCCUUUCAAAAAGAAAACAAUUUAAUGUAUUUGUUAAGGUGUAUUCAAAUAUGCUUUGGUAGUUGUUAUAGCACGUGCUGUAUCAGAUUUCUGGAUUUUCUUUUUUAAAUAAAGGUGCAAGAAUGAA